CGUGACGGGGUUCUAUGUGAUACUUGAAGGGUUCUUUAUGGUUGAGAAUGUGAGGAAAGCUAUAAGGAUCGAUGAGCAUGUACCGGACAGUCUUACAACUUCGAUGGUGGACGAUGUGUUCUACGUGUUGCAGAGCUGUCUGAGGAGAGCGAUUUCGACUUCCAACAUCAGCUCUGUGAUUGCUGUGUUGAGCAAUGCUGGUAGCUUGUUGGCUAAUGAUUACCAUGAAGCUUUGCAGCAGAAGAUUAGAGAGCCGAACCUUGGUGCUAGGUUGUUCUUGGGUGGUAUUGGUGUGGAAAACACUGGAACUGAGAUUGCAACUGCUUUGAACAAUAUGGAUGUGAGCUGCGAGUACAUUCUCAAACUCAAACACGAAAUCGAGGAGCAAUGUACUGAGGUGUUUCCUGCACCAGCAGAUCGAGAGAGGAUAAAGUCAUGUCUAUCCGAGUUAGGCGAGCUAAGCAACACGUUCAAGCAGCUACUCAACUCAGGCAUGGAACAGCUAGUAGCAACCGUAACACCAAGAAUCCGUCCGGUUCUAGACACUGUAGCUACCAUAAGCUACGAGCUGACAGAAACAGAGUAUGCAGAGAACGAGGUGAACGACCCGUGGGUCCAACGACUUCUCCACUCGGUGGAAACGAACGCUGCGUGGCUCCAACCACUGAUGACAUCAAACAACUACGACUCGUUUCUGCAUCUCAUAAUAGAUUUCAUAGUGAAGAGACUUGAAGUGAUAAUGAUGCAGAAACGGUUUAGCCAGCUUGGUGGUCUUCAGCUAGACCGGGACACGAGGGCUUUGGUUAGCCAUUUCUCGGGUAUGACUCAGAGAACGGUGAGAGAUAAGUUCGCUCGGUUAACUCAAAUGGCGACGAUACUUAACUUGGAGAAGGUCUCGGAGAUUUUGGACUUCUGGGGAGAGAACUCAGGACCCAUGACUUGGAGACUCACACCGGCUGAGGUUAGACGGGUCUUGGGUCUUCGGGUAGAGUUUAAACCCGAAUCUAUUGCUGCUCUCAAGUUGUGAUGUUAAUUUGUUUAUGUUGUCAACCCACGAAUUACUCAGUUUUGGUGUUGAUAAAUUCUUGUUUUGGUGUAUAACCCGUGUAUUGCGUCGUAGUGCAUGAUCAACGGCUUAUCUUCUUCUU
Messenger RNA from Raphanus sativus (radish), 1148 nucleotides. RefSeq names its product conserved oligomeric Golgi complex subunit 4-like. NCBI's taxonomy places the organism in Eukaryota, Viridiplantae, Streptophyta, Magnoliopsida, Brassicales, Brassicaceae. The transcript has 2 exons. The record is from RefSeq and is a predicted model, not a curated record. The coding region runs from base 38 to 1027 and encodes 329 amino acids.